Molecule: messenger RNA, 1719 nt
Organism: Prorocentrum cordatum
Lineage: Eukaryota; Dinophyceae; Prorocentrales; Prorocentraceae
Source: the annotation of a GenBank genome assembly
AUGGUGCCCUUCUGGACGGUGCCCAUCGCGAUCGGCUGCGGCAACGCGGUCAUCCUCAAGCCCAGCGAGAAGGUGCCGCUGACCAUGACGUUCCUGGCCAAGCUGUUCAAGCAGGCGGGCGUGCCAGACGGCAUCUUUCAGAUUGUGCACGGCGUAAAGCCUACCGUGGACGCGUUGAUCGAGCACCCGACCGUGAAAGCGGUGUCCUUCGUGGGCACCUCCCGCGUGGCGAAGCUCGUGGCUGAUAAGGCGCGGGCGCUCAACAAAAGGGCGCUGUGCCUGGGCGGCGCGAAGAACCACCUAUGCGUGCUGCCGGACGCGAACUACGACAUGUGCACCACAGACAUCAUGAACAGCUUCGCGGGCAGCACCGGCCAGCGCUGCAUGGCAGCCAGCGUCUGCGUGCUGGUCGGGCCGGAGGAAAAGUUCAAGCUGUUUAUGGAGCUCCUUGUGAAGAAGGCCUCGGCCCUGGAGGCGGGCCAGGAGCCAGGGCAGGUCGGGCCAGUCAUCGACCAGGCCAGCAAGGACAAGAUCUUACGAUACAUCAGCGAGGCGGAGUCGCGCGAUGGAGCGCAGGUGCUGGUGGACGGCCGCGCCUGGGCGACGGCGCGGCCGAAGGGCUUCUGGGUCGGGCCGACCAUCCUGCGGCACGGGUCCCCCCAGAACGCGGCGUGCCGCGAGGAGAUCUUCGGGCCGGUGCUGUCCAUGUCACCCUCGCGAGAGAUCACGAAUGCCGACCUGCUCAAGUACAUGAAGGGGAUGGACAGGAAUGUGAACACUAAACUCAAGAAGGUGCACAAUGAUUUGAGGGCUGUGGAUAAGAAGGCGGACGCAGCUGUUGAGGCGGCUCAGAGUGCUCAGAAGAUGGCUGCGGCUGAGGGCAAAGGGCGCCGAUUCAAGAUUGUCUUUCCGCAGCGCGAGAUCAGGCUUCCUGAUGAGAUGGGUCAGCGCAAACAGGUUGCGUAUAUCAACGCCAUGGGUUUGCCGACGCUCACCCUGGCCAACUUCAAUGCCGAGCUGCAGCAGUCUGAUCUUAAGGAUGACGAGACGUUCCAGCAGAGAGUGGAGCAGAGCAAGCAGGACUUCAAGGCUGUUCUAAGCAACUUGCGAGCCGGGGGUUGGGGCAAGAAGGCCUCUGGCACCUCAGGCAGACUGGCCCUGAGGGAUCCUGAAAAAGAAGACCGGUCCAUCACGAACCCGUCGGAGAUUGUCGAUGCUGGUCAGAAGUAUUAUAGCAAGCAGUUCUCUGAAUCUCGUUCCAACCUCCUUAACAUUCCCUCCUGGAUCUAUGGCAAGUUCAAGAUAGAUAAGAUUCAUGACAUCGCCCCCUGGCAAUUUGCUUAUCGUGAGGGGCACAGCGUCAUGGACAUGGGUUCCCUUGGCUACGCCCGACCCAUGCUGCGCGUGGACACGUUCGACGAGGCCAUCGCGAUCGAGAACUCGAACCCCUACGGCAACGCGGCCUGCAUCUACACGUCCGUCGGGCAGCACUCCGAGUACUUCCUGAAGCGCGUCUCGGCGGCCAUGCUGGGCGUGAACAUCGGUGUGCCCGUCCCGCGCGAGCCCUUCAGCUUCGGGGGCAUGAACGACAGUUCGUUCGCAGCUUCGGACAUCACUGGAGACGGGGCCAUGGAGUUCUUCACGCAGCGCAAGAAGAUCACCCAGAAAUGGGUGCCGCCGCAGGACCAGAGCGUGAUCACCAGCAGCUUUAUCAGCUAA